Molecule: messenger RNA, 1833 nt
Organism: Abrus precatorius (Indian licorice)
Lineage: Eukaryota; Viridiplantae; Streptophyta; Magnoliopsida; Fabales; Fabaceae
Product: AT-hook motif nuclear-localized protein 7
Exons: 5
Coding region: 438-1463 (341 amino acids)
Molecular function (GO): minor groove of adenine-thymine-rich DNA binding
Source: RefSeq, a predicted model, not a curated record
CCUAAUUUUCACUCUGGAGAAUUUAUGAACCAGAAUUGUUAUUUUUCUCUGUAAUUGUAGAAAAUUUUUCAAAAAAUUUUAUUUUUUAAGCUCUUUUCGUUCACUGCAAUGGUGGAGAUUCGAGCUACAGUGCCGCGUCUUUCUCGUAGUUUAACCUCAACCGUUCAAAAUUCUGCUUCUGGGCUUUCAUCAUUUCUGUAAAAAGUUCGUUUUUUGAAGUUUUUCUGUUAAGUUACAAAUUUUUCUGAGCUCAAACAUCAUUGUACUGUUUCUAGGUAUCGAAGUUCUGCAUUCAAGUACAUUCGUCAUCACAAAGUUCCAAAAUUUCAAAAUUUUCGUUGUUUUUGAGUUUGAAAAUGCUUGAAUCUUCAAUGGGAAGGGUUUAAGCGUGUUUUAAGCUUUUAGAGUGUUUUAGUUUUUCUUUGAUUCGCUUAAAAAUGGAAGAAAGAGAGAUUUUUAGUCCUGGGCAUGCGGUUAAGGCUAACGAGGCCCCAGAGAGCUUCCACGUGGCUCUGAACUCCGUGCAGUUUUCCGGGCCCACGGCGGAGUCGCCGUUGCCGGCGCCGCCAACGGCACCGGUGAGUGCUGUGGCGGUGACUACCGGUAGUACGGAGGGAAAAAAGAAGAGGGGUAGGCCUAGGAAGUAUGGACCGGAUGGCAGGCUGGCACUGUCGCCGAUGCCAAUAUCGGCGUCGAUUCCGUUGACCGCAGAUUUCUCAGGCUGGAAAAGGGGUAGAGGGAAGCCACUUGAAUCAAUCAAGAAGUCUUAUAAGUUUUAUGAUUUUGAAGGUGCAGGACCAGGUGAUGGAAUUGCAUACUCUGUUGGUGCCAAUUUUACACCUCAUGUGCUUACAGUAAAUGCUGGCGAGGAUGUUACUAUGAAGAUUAUGUCUUUCUCCCAACAAGGAUGUCGUGCGAUUUGCAUUCUCUCUGCAAAUGGCACAAUUUCAAAUGUUACACUACGCCAACCAACUUCUUGUGGUGGUACUUUAACAUAUGAGGGGCGUUUUGAGAUUCUUUCCUUGUCUGGUUCAUUUAUGCCAACUGAGAAUGGGUUAACAAGGAGCAGAUCUGGUGGAAUGAGUGUCUCUUUGGUAGGUCCAGAUGGUCGAGUAAUGGGAGGUGGACUGGCUGGUUUGCUGGUAGCUGCUGGUCCUGUGCAGGUUGUUGUAGCAACUUUUCUACCAGGUCACCAGCUGGAGCAGAAACCCAAGAAGCAAAGGGUAGAGCAUAUAUCAAUGAUUGCACCUACACACGUUAAUCCUACAACUUCUACUGAAGAAAUAAGAUUCGGUCUCGGCAGCGUAAAGCCGAUCAUGACACCGGCUGCCUUUCAAAUUGACAACAUUGCUUCUUUUAACAAUGGUCAAGGCUCUAGAAACUCACCUAUUGAUGAUGAUGCUCCUCCUUUGCCUGACAAGGAGCCUAAUCCAAGCCACACAAAUGCUGGAGUUGCAUGCUAAACAUUGUUCCAUGCAAAAAAAGUCUUUGAUAUUCUGCAGAGUCAAACCCCAUUUGGCAUUUAGGCUCACUCAUGCUUGACUUAUGCUGACAAUUAACUUGACAAAAGUCUUAUAGUGGGAUGAGUGUGAGGUUGGUUUUGACUUGGGAAAUUGUUGUCUUUGGUACUAGAUGUUAGUGUUAGGAAAUCUGUUUAUUAGGCUUUUUCAUGUGUUUGUUCUCAUGUUGCAACUCUAAUAUUGUUGUAGUAAUAGAUAGAUAGAUGUAGGAUAUAUGUUAUGUUACUUGUUAGAUUGUUUGAAAUGUCAGUGCAUGUGGGUGCUUUCUAAAUUGUAACUUUAACAAUUUAAUUUGUGAAAGAAGAAAUUACAU